This is a messenger RNA of Lytechinus pictus (painted urchin), 1912 nucleotides long. RefSeq names its product anaphase-promoting complex subunit 11-like. Gene Ontology annotation, cellular component: anaphase-promoting complex; nucleus. Bases 89 to 364 code for a protein of 91 amino acids. Gene Ontology annotation, biological process: anaphase-promoting complex-dependent catabolic process; positive regulation of mitotic metaphase/anaphase transition; protein ubiquitination. The record is from RefSeq and is a predicted model, not a curated record. NCBI's taxonomy places the organism in Eukaryota, Metazoa, Echinodermata, Echinoidea, Temnopleuroida, Toxopneustidae. The transcript has 3 exons. Gene Ontology annotation, molecular function: cullin family protein binding; zinc ion binding; ubiquitin protein ligase activity.
CAGCGCGCAGCGAUCGAUCGCAAGUGUACCGGUACCUGGGAUUGCUCAAGACAGGGAGUCAAAUCCGUUCUUAACGUUAAAGACAAAGAUGAAAGUCAAGGUGAAAAGUAAGUUACAUCACAAGCCAUGUUGGACAGCUGUCGCAACAUGGAGGUGGAUAGCCAAUGAUGACAACUGUGGGAUCUGCAGAACAGCAUUUGAUGGUUGUUGCCCUGACUGCAAAAUGCCUGGUGAUGACUGCCCUCUUGUUUGGGGCCAGUGCUCCCAUGUUUUCCAUAUGCACUGUAUCCUGAAGUGGCUGAACUCACAGCAGGUCCACCAACUCUGUCCGAUGUGCAGACAAGAAUGGAAGUUCAAAGAGUGAAGAUGGAGAUAGUUCAAAAGACAGUUCAACCCUCAGAGAAGAACUUGAUAAGCAGUUGCAUGGGGAAGGUCCCUCUUCCUUCAUGGAGAAGGUUGAUCCAGUUUGACACAAUAUUUAACCAAGGUGUAAGGAAUGAGCCCUCUACAGAGAUGUUGAUGCCAUGCUUUUUCCGCUUUGAGAGAAAUGACCUAGUGUUUAAAAACAGUUUCCUGUGGCCAAGCUGUCAAUUAAUUGCUGAUAGUCUGCAGCAGACUGUCACUCAUAAUGGAUAUCCAACCUACUGACGUGUAGCUUCUACUUGGCUGUCAUAGAAAGAGAGAGAGAGAGAGAUUUAUAUAAAAUGACCUGAAAGUAUGUGUCAAGAUAAAAGAUAAUACACACCAUUCUGGGAGGAAUUUAUUGAACAAAUUUAUCUGAGAGUAGGAGACACAUAUAAUACAUACACAUUAGUAACCUGGGCAGGCAAAAUAUCAAUGUUUUAUUUCCGAGGGGGGGGGUGGGCUACUUUUCACAACUUAUUGCUUAUAUCUGCAACUUUGGAUAAACUUUAACAUGGCAAUGAAUGGGUCUUUUCUGUGGCUCCUUUUUGAGUUUCCAGGGCUCUUUUGAGCAUUUCAGGGGCGUAAUCAUCCCAAUUAAUCCCCUGUAUAAAUGUUUUCCUUUAACCUGGGCAUUAACAAGAAAUGGGCCUAUAUUGAACCGGGUGGUCCACCGGUGCCCGCCCAAAGCCCAGUUUUUUCUUAACUUAUAAUUUCUUCUAAACCAAUGAACCGCUAAACUAAAGAAAAAGAAAAAUCAGACAAGUUGAUAUGUGAAAGUGCCAAAAGUAUCGGACAAAGUCACAAACAAUAAGAAAGUUAUGAAUGAAUUUGUAAAAUUGGAAAUCACUAUACCCAUGGAGACUUCAAAUUGGCCGCAUUUGUGAUAUCAUAGUGAUGUAAGGCAAGGACUACUCUUCCAAUUUACUCCAAUAUAUAAAAUGGCUAGAAUGUCUUUUUAUUUAUUUUAAUUAAAUAUUUGAAGUUUUACUUCAAAUUAUAUUUUCCUUUCAUGAGGACAUAAACAAUAUGCUACAUAGGUUAUAUUUUGAUUGCUCAACCAGGGGAAUUCAUGUAGGUACUUAGGAGAAAACCACAAAAUCUAGUUGUGCUUGCCCCUUGCCAUGAUUUACUUACCCAGUUGCCAAUUUGAAAUUUACAUAGUCAUAGGGAUCUCAGUUUUAAAGCACACAACUUUCUUAUUGCUUGUCCGAUUUCUUUCAAACUUUCACCAUUCUCUCUUUCUUAUUUUUCUCUUUUCCAACACAACAUUUUUUUUACCAAGGUUGGAUUCCCCUUAAUGCUGUAUCUAAACCAUGUGAGCUUUGAAAUGGGGGAGAGGAGCAUUGAUAUGUAUUGAUAAAGAUAGAUUCCUAUUAUUGCCUGUCAAUAUAAAUUUCUGCAGCAUUUCAUGAUGGUUGAAAAAUAUUUGAAAAUGAAAAGCUACAAUUAUACAAUGUCAAAUGUGAGAAAUAUCUUGCAAAAUGCAAACUUGUAUAGUUAUUUUUAA